Messenger RNA from Didymodactylos carnosus, 1423 nucleotides. The record is from the annotation of a GenBank genome assembly. NCBI's taxonomy places the organism in Eukaryota, Metazoa, Rotifera, Eurotatoria, Philodinida, Philodinidae.
AAACAUUGAACAAGUAUAUCAGUUUGUAGAAAAUUGUUCGCUCUACAAGAUGUGAUAGCUUGUCAAGUUCGAAACUAUUCUAAUUAAUCUGUAUCAAUCAAAGAAAAACAGUAACGUUGUGACAAAAAACGGUCAAAAGUGUCACAGCGUUACUGUUUUUCUAGUUUUUCUUUGAUUAAUACAGAUUAAUUAGAAUAGUUUCGAACUUGACAAACUAUCACAUCUUGUAGAGCGAACAAUUUUCUACAAACUGAUAUACUUGUUCAAUGUUUACCCGUUCGUCUUCACUCUUUUAGACACGCUUCUCAGAUAGCUCCAAAAUCGAUUUUUGAGGCUGUUUGUACAACAGCUGUAUUUUCAUAACGAAUCGACGUUCAGAGCCGAGACACUUUUCAUUUUGUAUAGAAAUGAUUAAUCUACUUAGUCAUCUAGUUGCCAUUUUAGAUUAGUUUGUAGCUUUAUUUCAAUAACUUUUCGAAGGAGCAAAAAAUGGAGGCCGUUAGCUGAACAAGCCGUUCAACAGUCAAAAUGAUCCAUGGGUAUAACCAUCAGUAGAAAUAAAAAGAAAGAAAGAUGUACUUGCCUUAUUUCUACUGAUGUUUAUACACACCGAUCAUUUUGACUGAUGAAGUUCUAUAGUAUAGAACGAAACAUCAAAUAAAUAAAGUUGUUACUUUAUAAACAUGUUUAAAAAGGUGACAAUUCUACUAUUUUUACUAAAAACUUUCACCUUACAAAGAAAUUAUUCUAUUGUUUAUAUUGUGUUUAUAUUUUGUUUUCUGUUCUGAUCGUAGUGUAGGACAGUGUCUCACCGUAUGAUUCUGAGGCAUAUAGAUCUAUUACCAGAGAAAUCUGUCAGAGUAUGCACAAAGACGAAAAAAUAUAAGGAUAUAAAUAUGACUUAUAAAAGAAAAUCGAUGGAAACAUCGAGAAGAGUGUUUUUCUGCAAUUUUUUUCAAAAAACUUUCAAAAUUUUUAGACUUUUACCUAAAACAUCCUGAUAGAACGUUAUGUUUUUAGGAUCUGAUUUCUGAGAAUCGUUCAUUUAAUAGUAGAAUCAUUGAAAUUCUACUGAAACAUUUUUUUGAAAAAUUAGUCAAGUCCAGUCUACUAACAGAAAUAAAUAAAACCCAUGUAUUGAAGUUUCCCAGUAAUUUAACAGAAUACUUGAUUAAUGGGAGUAAAAGUGUUUUCUAGCACUUUCCUGCUUAAAAGAAGUUUUCAAAUUUAACUCUAUUAAAUCAAAUGUUCUUCUAUUUAGGCCAUCUAUAAAAUGGUUGGUUCGGUGAUGAAGAUGCCCGAAGAUGAAUCUACAGCAGAAAAACGAACAGAAAAAAUAUUUCAUUUAUUUGAUUCGGAUCGAGAUGGAAAAUUAUCAAUGGAAGAAUUUAUUGAAGGUAAUGUUAAGCAUGUGAAAAUAUGA